AUGUGUAGAUUUCUCAUUUUUAAAGGAAAAGAACCAGUGCGGCUGUCGCAUUUGUUAACGAAACCAGCACAUUCCAUCAUAAAACAGUCAUUCGAUAGCCGGUUGCGACUGGACAGAAGACGGCCGGUCAAUGGUGACGGAUUCGGCGUAGCAUACUACUCGUUGGACGAGGAGCUCGAAGAAGACGGGCCAUGUCUGUUCAAAGCCAUCACGCCGGCGUGGAACAACCAGAACCUGGAGGUUCUUGCCGAAAAGACCAAAUCGGCUCUCGUUUUCGCUCAUGUCAGAGCGUCCACGUACGGGGUCCUAUCCGAAACUAAUUGCCAUCCGUUCACGUACCACCGGAUCACCUUCAUGCACAACGGCGGGAUCUCCAACUUCCCGAAGAUUAAAAGACGGUUUUUGGCGCACUUGGAUGACGAGUACUUCAACCUAAUUCAGGGCAGCACCGAUUCUGAAUGCGCAUUCGCGUUGUUUCUUGACACGCUGCAGAAAAUGGGAUGUAACACCUCAGACAAGCACGGCGACUUUGGCCACGCCACGCUGCGCAAAUGCAUGGUCCAAACAAUCCAAUACAUCAAGGAAUGGACAGGAGAAGCCAACAAGCUCGAUCCCUGUGCAGAACCCUCCAUUUUGAACUUCGCCGUCACGGACGGCUCCAGCGUGGUGGUUUCGCGCUACGUUACUUCCAAGACCGACGAGGCGGCAUCACUACACUACAGCUGCGGAUCCAGCUUCGUCGAGUACGCUCCUGGCGAAUUUCAUAUGGAGCGUCUAGACAGAAACCAAGAUGUGAUAAUGGUGGCCUCCGAACCGCUAACUUUUGAAAGAGGCGAUUGGACUGCCGUCCCUACAAACAGCAUACUCACCAUCAAGAACCAGACUGUUCUGCUGCAUCCAAUAAUGGAUGAAUAUUUCCAAGAAGACCCACUGUACGCACGGAGUUCAACCUUGGCCGAGAGAAAGGGACUUAUGGGCUCUGUUCCGCUUUCAAAGCCCCUGGAGAGGGACGUACCACCACUGGAGAGAGAGGGUCGUUCCAGACCUCAAACAUCCACCGCAGCUGCCUAG
Messenger RNA from Lachancea nothofagi CBS 11611, 1071 nucleotides. Lineage: Eukaryota; Fungi; Ascomycota; Saccharomycetes; Saccharomycetales; Saccharomycetaceae. The record is from the annotation of a GenBank genome assembly.